UUGUAGUCCACUUAGCUGCUGGCUUUUAGAGGGGCGGGGACGAGCCGGGUCGCUCUCGUCAGCUGAGGAGAAUGAUUCAUAGAGGAGGGUCGGGAGAGAACAGUUCUGGCUGCGAAAGCCCACUUAAAAGGCUGGACUCUUCCGCGAGGGAGGGAGAGGCAGGAGAGUAAGCGAGGCCUCGGGCCUGACCUCGCCUCAGGCCGCUCGUCAGGCCUCCAUCGAGUCCUGGGCCUUGUCGGGGGCGGCCGCGAGGCGCCGGUUGCUGGGGGACCGGUGACGUCGCGGGGUGAAAGUUGAGGGGCGGUGACGUCGGCCCUGCCCGGGCGGAGGCUGGCGGGUUGGAGGCAGGAGGGAGGGAGGGAAGGAGGGAAGGAAGGAAGCUGGGAACGAGCGAGCGAGCGGGGGCGCGAGGCGUUUACCUGGAGGCAGCGGCUUGGGCGCGCUGAGCGGCCGCGGCUCCCCCGCACCUGCGGCCAUGGAUGAGGAGCGCGCCCUCUACAUCGUCCGGGCCGGCGAGGCGGGGGCUAUCGAGCGGGUCCUGAGGGAUUACAGCGAUAAGCAUAGGGCUACUUUCAAAUUUGAAUCAACAGAUGAAGAUAAAAGAAAGAAACUCUGUGAAGGUAUAUUUAAAGUCCUUGUAAAGGACAUCCCAACAACAUGUCAAGUGUCUUGCCUGGAAGUUCUCCGCAUUCUCUCCAGAGACAAAAAGGUUUUAGUUCCUGUAACAACCAAGGAAAAUAUGCAGAUACUGCUGCGACUAGCCAAGCUAAAUGAGUCGGAUGAUUCUUUGGAGAAGGUGUCCGAGUUCCCAGUUAUUGUGGAGUCAUUAAAAUGUCUGUGUAACAUAGUGUUCAACAGUCAGAUGGCACAGCAGCUCAGCCUGGAACUUAACCUUGCUGCAAAGCUCUGUCACCUCCUGAGAAAGUGCAAGGACCGAAAGUUUAUCAGUGACAUUAAAUGCUUUGACUUGCGCUUGCUCUUCCUCCUGUCACUUUUGCACACCGACAUCAGGUCACAAUUGCGCUAUGAGCUUCAGGGACUAGCGCUGCUAACCCAGAUCUUGGAAAGUGCCUUUAGCAUCAAGUGGACCGAUGAGUAUGAAUCGGCCAUAGACCGUAAUGGACCUCCUCUCUCACCUCAGGAGACAGACUGUGCCAUCGAGGCCCUCAAAGCUCUCUUCAAUGUGACAGUAGACAGUUGGAAGGCACAUAAAGAGAGUGAUUCUCAUCAGUUCCGUGUCAUGGCAGCUGUCCUUCGCCAUUGUUUACUAAUCGUAGGUCCAACUGAAGACAAAACAGAAGAGCUGCACAGCAAUGCAGUCAACCUUUUAAGCAAUGUUCCGGUCUCUUGUUUGGAUGUUCUCAUUUGUCCAUUAACCCAUGAAGAAACAGCCCAAGAGGCAACGACUCUAGAUGAACUGCCCAAUGAUAAAACAGCUGAGAAAGAAACUGUUUUGAAAAACAAUACCAUGGUAUACAAUGGUAUGAAUAUGGAAGCCAUUCAUGUUUUACUCAAUUUUAUGGAGAAGAGAAUAGACAAGGGAAGCAGCUAUAGAGAAGGUCUAACUCCGGUUCUCAGCUUAUUAACAGAAUGUUCCCGAGCCCAUCGAAACAUCAGAAAAUAUCUCAAAGAUCAGGUUUUACCACCAUUGAGGGAUGUGACAAAUCGUCCUGAAGUUGGCUCAACUGUGAGAAAUAAGCUGGUGCGCCUCAUGACACAUGUUGACCUUGGAGUCAAGCAGAUUGCUGCUGAAUUCCUUUUUGUCCUUUGCAAAGAGAGAGUGGAUAGCCUGCUGAAAUACACUGGCUAUGGGAAUGCUGCAGGACUGUUGGCGGCCAGGGGCCUCUUGGCUGGAGGAAGAGGAGAUAAUUGGUACUCAGAGGACGAGGACACAGACACUGAAGAAUACAAAAAUGCAAAACCAAACAUUAAUCUUAUCACUGGUCAUUUAGAGGAACCAAUGCCAAACCCCAUAGAUGAAAUGACAGAAGAACAAAAAGAAUAUGAAGCCAUGAAACUUGUCAACAUGCUUGAUAAACUCUCCAGAGAGGAGUUGCUUAAACCAAUGGGACUAAAACCUGAUGGGACAAUAACGCCUUUGGAGGAAGCACUCAACCAGUACUCUGUCAUCGAAGAGACCAGCUCUGACACAGACUAAAAGCGUCACCUGCCCAACUCUCAAUAUUGCUUUUAUCAGCAUCUUUUCUCUGUAGCUCCAGGGGAGUCUUUUCUCUAAAACAUUUAUGCCCUUGCUUUGGCUAGAAACACAUUAACUGGUUUACUCAUUGAGAAUCCAGCAUAUUUAAGAGGUGAUCCUGUGUUUUUGCGAUACCGAGGCAUUCCUACAGAGCUGCAGUUAGAUGGAGUUGCAGGGGCUAAAAACACAGAGAAAGAGUAAUUCCAUUUCAUCAGGAUGGAACUGAAAGGACUUCGUUCUGCAAAGCAGCCCUGGUUGAAUCUGGCUGUUCUGUUUGCCAAGGUUCUUAGAAGAGAGUCGCGUCCUUCCUCUCACCGGUGAAAGCUGCCCUCCUGAAUCUCUCCAGCAGACAGCGGCACGUGAGAAGCAGAACGAGCUGCUAAUAAACAAGGGCUGAGGCAAGCGACUUCUUAGAUCAGGACUGACCACGUGGAAGCCAAGCAGCUGCUCCAUAAACCUAGCCCCACUCUUCAUUUCAAUUUUGUAUAAAGAUGUGGAAGUGCACACACAAACACGCACACACACAGCCCCAGACUUGCAAACUGAUUACAUUCUGAAAGUUUGUAUGUCGCUUAUCUAGAACUUCAGAAUACAUUUCUCCCCAUAAAGGGUUAUAAAUGAUGGUUUAGUUCUGAGGCAGCUACAAAUGCCUAUUUAUUCCCUUAUGUACCUUAACACUAGACCCAUAGAACUGAACCUCCCCCGCCCCGUCUGUAUCACUGCAUGGGAGCGUGCGUUCUGAGCUCUGACCCAGGGUGCCAGGAACACACAUCCUCCGAUCCAGCAGAGGGGAUGGGGACUCCCCGAGUCCUGGGGGUUCUUGUGUGGCCUCUGCCGGGGAUAGAGGGAGUCAGCGGCACCCAUCUGUACAUACAGGUCAUUCAUACGUCACAGGUUUUAAAUUGGGGACUGUGUGUGUGCCUGUGUGUGUGUUCAGCCUUUCUACCCUAGGUGAUCAGUUUAAUGGUAACUUUAUUUAUUUAAAAAAAGAGAAAGAAACACAAGUAGUUACUGUUAAACUGAUUAAAGCUGUUUAUUUUUACUUCUAGAAUUGGUCAUAGGAGGAAGUAGAAAAUGGAUCCUGCAGUAGACAGCGGGCCUAGUCAGUCAGUGGCUAAAGCCUAAAGGGGUCGGUUUCCUUUUAUAUGUGUAUGUAUGUAGAUAACACACACAUACAUACAUAUAUACACAUAGAUGAUGUGCUUAACCACUGCCUUUUAAAACUUUAAAUUAAAUAAAACAUUGGGGUUGAUUCAAUGUAGCCAUCUCUGUGUGUUUCUUUAUAGAUUACCUGGGGUAAACAAUAUCCCAGAAUUUGUGCUUCUCUGAAGUGCUUUCACAUCCAUUAUCUGACCUACCACAAGAGCCUUUUUAAGGAUAGGUAAAGUACACGGAGUAUUAGUGAAAGGUGUCAUUUAGCCAGAAGUCUCUUCUCUGGCAAAACAACAGUUCAAGGAUGGAAUUUUAAAAGGCCUUUGAGCUACCAAAAGAGGUCACUAGAGUUUCUUGCAAUUUACUCAUAGGAGAGAUCCUCAAGAAUCUUUUUAUUUACUAAAAUCUGCAUACAUUUAUAACAGGUUUAGUUCUCUGGCUUUCAAGCCCAUAAAAAGUGGCAAAGGAGGCCGACAGAUGGAAGACAGGUUGACCGAAAGCCACCCAAGGUCAACAGAAAACUGGACAGGAAGGCGGAGAGAAGGAGGAACACCACUCCAGGCAUCACCAGUCUGGGACAGUCUGUUUCCCAAAGGACAGUCUGGUUGACCCAGAAAGAUCUGUACAAACAGUACAGCCCAUAGACAAGUUCGCAUAGAGAUGACCCAGAGUUUAUUUUUAAAAACUGAGUAAAUCCAGAAUACACCAGAAUAAAAGGCUAGGAAGAAUACAACCCACUUCACGAUUUUCAUCCCGAUGGUUAGAGAAGUGGUGGGUAACCCACGUUUUAACAGCAAAUGAAAUGAAACUCGGUAAUUCAUAAGUUAAGAUUAUGUGGGAAAGGUUUAGAAAAAAGUACUUUUGUUACUUCAUUCUACAAAUGCAUUUUUAGAGUAUUUUUAUAAUUUCUACAAUCAAAUAGCUUUGGCCUGAAGACGUGUCUCCUGAACUAGCAUCUUGCCAGCUUCUGCAGAGGGUCUGAAUGGUCCUGUGUAAGUAGCUGUGCUCCUGUGCUUUCAAGGAGUUUGGGUUCUCUCUGAGGUUCCCCACGCCAGGCACUAAGCUCUGUUUUUGAAGAGAGCGUUUGCAGGGGGAGACGAGGGACCUCAUUUUGCUCACGGAAAGAGAACGAACAUCUGCAGAGUGCUUACUAUGGGCUGGGUUUUUUGUGUCUCUUCUCACAUGUAACCUCAUCGCAUCUCAUGUGGGAGACCAUCUCUGGAAGGCCUCAGUUUCCCAGUGUCACAGCAAUAGGAGUCCGAGUCUGGCCGGCCCGACUCCCGGCACCUCCUGCGCCUCCCCACCCUGACCACCCAGGUCCUCGCUCUGCCUCCUAGGGCUCUGGAAUGCUGGACAGAGGGCAUUCUCAGGCCACUUUAAGCAAUAGCCAUUUCAGCAGAACAGUUUAAGGAACUUUCUAAGCAGGGAGGGGAACUGGAGUUGAACUGUGAGCGGGAAACUUGCUCAGGACUGGAUUUCAAACAAGGGCCUGGAAUCUUUUGGGUUAGAGACGUGGGCUGCCAGCUUUCCCCAGACAGAUGCUCACCACGGUGGCCCGCAGUGGGGAUGGUGAGAACAUGCUGGCCACCCGCACUCUAUGGUCUGAGUGCCCACAGCCCUCCUGACUUUCGACAUGGUAAGGAAGUGUGUGUCCUGAAGUAAGGCACUCGAGCCAUUGCUUUGGAGUAGCAACCCAUCGGCGUGUAGGGCCCUUUCACUCACCCAGUGGUCCUGGGAGGUGGACAGACAGGGGUUCUUCUCCCUCCUUUAUAAAUGGAGACACUGCCUGAGGCAGUGCAAGUACUGAGUAUCCCUUUAUCACAUCAGUCUGGCCGCCUCCCAGUACUAGGUGUCAGGUGUCCCUUGUAUGGGCUUCUCCCCACCCUACCCCACCAUUGUAAAGGCAAUAUAGAGGUUCAUUGGUUAAAGUUUGGAAAAUGCAGAAAAUUAAAUAAAGUUAAUCCACCCAAAUCCCACCACCGAGAUAAUCACCUGUUAAUGUUUUAGUGUAUGUCUGUCCUGUAUUUUUUCUAUGCGUAUAUAAUUCAUUUUAUUACAAGAUUGGGAUCAUACUGUAUUUGCAGAUGUGUACCCUGCUUUCUUUAACAUAUUGUGAGCAUUUUCCUACGUCAAUAAAUAUUCUUC
Messenger RNA from Leopardus geoffroyi (Geoffroy's cat), 5494 nucleotides. RefSeq names its product RIC8 guanine nucleotide exchange factor B (gene RIC8B). NCBI's taxonomy places the organism in Eukaryota, Metazoa, Chordata, Mammalia, Carnivora, Felidae. The record is from RefSeq and is a predicted model, not a curated record. Gene Ontology annotation, biological process: G protein-coupled receptor signaling pathway. The transcript has 10 exons. Bases 476 to 2158 code for a protein of 560 amino acids. Gene Ontology annotation, cellular component: cytoplasm; plasma membrane. Gene Ontology annotation, molecular function: guanyl-nucleotide exchange factor activity; G-protein alpha-subunit binding.